This is a messenger RNA of Geodia barretti, 924 nucleotides long. Lineage: Eukaryota; Metazoa; Porifera; Demospongiae; Tetractinellida; Geodiidae. The record is from the annotation of a GenBank genome assembly.
UUGACCAGCGGCGACGACAACACACACAGCGAAGACACGAAUGCCGACCCCGGCGCCUUGGGGACUGCUACUGUCCGGGCUCCGGGAGUGUGCGGUGUGCUAGCCCAGGGAGUACUGGGCGACAUGCCCUUCUCGGUAACCUGCCCGGUUGAUUUCUACUCGCGGGUGCGGGUGGAGGUAAGCGGGGAUGGACCGGGAGUCGAGGCCACGGAAGACUGCGAGAAGACGGUGGCCGCUGUUCGCCGGACGCUGGCGCACCUUCGCCGGGCCAAGCUGCGGGCCGCGGUCCGCGUCAGCAACCCGAUACCGCGUGGCAGAGGACUGGGCAGCAGUUCCGCCGACCUGUCAGCUGCCAUCGCCGCCACGGCCCUCGCGCUGGGAGAGGAACUCAGUCCAUACGACAUAGCGCAGAUCGCCCUGUCCAUCGAACCCACCGGCGGGGUGAUGAUGCCGGGCCUGGCUCUGUUUGACCAUCGCGCCGGAAUGGUGCGGGAGAGCCUGGGCGCUCCGCCUCCCAUGGAGAUUGUGGCCCUGGAUUUUGGCGGUUCUCCCGGGUCGAGCAUGGACGACAGGACGCGGAGAUGGAGCGCCGUCAACAAACUCACCGACGAGGCCCUUGGACUGAUUCGCCGGGGUAUAGCGGAGAGAAGCCCCGCCCUGGUCGGGCAGGGCGCCACGGUGGCCGCGGAGGCCGGCCGGCAGAUAGAGUCGCGUCCACGACUGGAGGAACUGGUGUCGUUCGCGAGAGAGGUCGGCGCCGUGGGGGUCAACGGCGGCCACCGGGACGGGGUUUCGGGGGUGUUGCUGGACGCAACCCAGAGACGUGGAAAGUCGACUUACAUCAAGGCCAGAGAGGCCUUUCCCGAGGCUCAAACGGUCUAUCACUUUCGCGUCCUGAGCGGCGGUGUGCAGACGGUCGCUUGA